This is a messenger RNA of Belonocnema kinseyi, 1824 nucleotides long. RefSeq names its product ionotropic receptor 75a-like. The record is from RefSeq and is a predicted model, not a curated record. The transcript has 10 exons. NCBI's taxonomy places the organism in Eukaryota, Metazoa, Arthropoda, Insecta, Hymenoptera, Cynipidae. The coding region runs from base 1 to 1824 and encodes 607 amino acids.
AUGAUUUCGAUAGAAGUUUUGAUUUUUCUAUUGUUAAUAAUAAAUUCCCGGGCGUAUGACAAUGAUUUUAUAAUUGACUACUUUAUCUACAAAGAAGUGUCCAGUGCCGUAGGAGUUACAUGUGGAGAUGAAAACAAUGAUAUACGACUUAUUAAAUCUUUUAACAAAAAUGGAAUUAGUGCUACGAUAAUAAAAAUGGAUUCACUAUUAAUUUCGAAUCUUACUGUAAAUUCCUUAUUUUGGAAAUUGGGAAUUUUUCUGGAUUUCAAAUGUCAGGCUGAUAAGGACAUCAUUUCCCUUUUUUCUAAAGCAUCUUUUAAAUAUUUGCAUUCUUGGUUGAUUCUAAACUCGAAUUUAGAAGAAACUCUGAAGCUUGUGAACGAUACUUCUUUUAGUGCUGUGACUGAUUUUAUGAUUGCAAUAUCAAAUAACAAAAGCUACACUCUUUACGAUGUUUUUAAUUUCUGUAAAUAUCGAGGUGGAGUUUUAAAUGUAACCUUUGCCGGAGAAUGGCUUUACAAAACAGGAAUAAAUAUUAGGUUACUAAAAGACCCAAUAGCGAAAAGAUCGGAUAUGCACGGAAUGACUCUACUAAUGUCUGGCCUGGUUAAUGACAGACCUAAGAAUGUAAAACUAGUGGAUCAUUUGCAAGACUAUGACAAAAAUAAAACGGUAGAUAUUUUGGGUAAAUAUACAUAUAUUUUAUGGCUUCACGUGUCUGAUAUGUACAACUUUACUAUUGAACCAGGAGAAUUCACAGAAUGGAAGUUAGGAGAUAAAAAUGGACCAAUGAUAGCAGCUCUUGGUAGAAGGGAAAUAGAUUUAGCAGGAACACCCGCUCAAAUAACAGACGAUAGAUUGAACUAUAUUUCAUCUCCGACAUCGCCUUGGCCUUUUCGGACCUGUUUUAUGUUUCUCACCACUCCUUCGAAAGAUAUCAAGAUAAAUGAGUUUUUGAGUCCCUUUACAACAGAAUGUUGGUACUUGACAAUAUUUUUGAUUCUUCUGGGCAGUCUUAGUUUUGGAUUCUUGUUGGUAAAGGAAGACAUUCCGAAUGAAGUAGAACGUUACUCGGAUUCGUUCCUCAUACCAAUAGGUUCCUUGUGUCAACAAGGGUCUGCAUUAUGCCCAACUCACACGGCUGGUCGAAUUGGUUUUUUGAGUGUAAUGAUCUUUAGUCUACUAAUGUACAACUAUUAUUCAGCCAGCGUUGUUUCAGCCCGCUUAAACGAACCACUUGCCAAAAUGAAUGACUCUAUCGUGUCCUUGACUAAGAGUAAUUUGAAAAUUGGUGUAGAAAAACAAAUAUAUUUCAUGUAUUUUCUUCAGAAAAAUGACUGGGAAACAAAUUUGUUUAGAGCCAGAUUUCUGUCACUUCCAGAGUCUAAGAGAUGGUUUCCUUCCGAUGAAGGUAUUAAACGCAUAAUUGAAGGAAAUUUUGCUUAUCACAUAGAUCCCAACAUUGCAUAUCCAAUUAUUGAAAGGACAUUCGACAAUCGUCAAAUUUGCCAACUUACUGAAGUUAAUUUUGUUCACACAACCCACAUGCCUUUCUUUGUUAGUAAGGACAGUCCUUUUCUGGAAAUGGCAACGAGAGGAAUGGCAAAAAUGUAUAGCACUGGAAUUCGGCAGAGACAAUUAAAUAGGUGGAGAUCAAGAGUUCCACUUUGUCGAAAAGAUAUUAUGGUGGUCGACAGUAUCACAAUUUAUGAAACUGCUCCGGCAUUAAUUCUGUUGACUUUCGGAAUCAUUAUUUCUGCUGUAUUAUGUAUUGCCGAAAAUAUUGAACUCGCUGUUUGCAAAUCUGAUCUCAUGAAACCAUAA